CUCCCCAGCAGCCUUCUUUCCCCCCCCCCCCCCCCGCACACAGCGGGAUCUGAGGCCCGCGCUUCCGAGGGACAACUUGAAGCCACGCCUGCUCGCACCGCUCUUUGCCGGGCGGUUCCAACCGAAGUGAGCCCAGCCCUCGCCGCUCGUCCCUCGCCCUCCCCAACAAGAGCGCCCUCCCGUCUUAAAGCUCUACGCCACACUCCCUGCGUCCUAGCGGGCGGGGCUCUGAGAAGCGAGCCGUGGAGUGGAAGGCGGAAGAAUGGCAGACUCCUCGGAGCGGAGCGAGGAGAAGCCUGUGGUGACUAGUGCCCAUGGUGGUGCCAAGCCAAAAGUAAAGAAAGUACAAGGAGGAAGAGUGGUUGAAUCCCGAUACCUGCAAUAUGAGAAGAAAACUAAGGAGGUGUCCAUGUCAGCCAAAGGAGAGAAGCCCUCUCAAGGAAGGCAGGCCAGUGCAGGGCCUAGGAGCAAAGAAGAAAGGCAGCUGAUGGGAACAGAAGACCUGCAGUCCACCAUGCUGGAAGGGCACGGCACAGCUCUACCAGACCUAGACCUCUCAGCCAUCAAAGAGAAAAGCAUGUUUCAGAAAGCUCCCCAGAUAGAUAGGACAAUGCUAAAGAAAGCCGAGCCUGCAUCCUUUACCACCCAUGAGAAAAAGAUCGUGCCUCGAAAGAAGAAACGGGAUCUACAGGAGACCAUGGACAUAAUGGAGUCACAGACGCUGUUGCUGACCCUGCUGUCUGUGAAGAUGGAGAAGAACCUGGCUCUACUGGAGGAGAAGGCUGAGAAGGACUUGGCAACUGUGUACCAUGAGAGGGAAAGGCUGAAGAGGCAGGUGCUGGAGCUGCGGCACCAGCUGCUGCUCGGGCAGAAACAGGAGGAGCUGUCCACCUUCCUUGAUGCUCAGAUCGAGUUGCUGAGCCCUCUUGCGGCUGUGGCAGAACACUUCAAGGAGCAGUACAGGAAACUGGCCAUAGCCCUGGAUACCACUCGACAUGAGCUGCCUGUGCAGGCCAUCCACAUGCAGGGAAGUGGGCGGGAGCUCCUAGAUGAUCUGGAGCCAGCCCUGAGGACCACCCUGCAGCUCCUGGGUGAGCUGGGCAUCUCCUCCCCAGAUGCCAGCACACAGGUGCAGUGCCUGCUGGAGGAGUUCAAGGACUUGGUGGCCAAAAGGGACCUGGAACUCCAGAGGCUCGUCAGCCAGCUGGAUGAACUUUCCUCUCAGGCUAGUAAAGAAGCAGCCUUGAUGAACCAGGAAGUCUGGGAAGAGGCGCAAGGCACCCCCACCUGCAGCCAAUGGUACUUCAGUAGAUACCCUGAGGGACCACAGCCCCCUCCCACGACAGGAUGAAUCACAGAGCAGGCCUUGAGUGCUGUAGGCAUCCCCUUCUAGCCCCCAACCCCGACUCCCACCCCACACUUCGGGAAUAUUUCCCAACUGCCUUUUCUGCUCAUUGACAUUUCCUCAUGCUAUGUCUUCAAAGAUUGAAAUUCAGCAAUUCAGUGUAGCUGGUCUUUAUAGGUUCUUAUUUUCCCAUUCUUUACUCUCCUUCCCCCAUUUCACCACCUAUCACUAGAUAGGAGAGAAAAGAUAUAGGGGAGAGGCCAAGGCUUUCAGGAGACCUGUCCUGCUAAAUUCUUAUCUUUAUCAGUUUUGAUGGAUUCCAUUUCCUAUGGAAAUAAAAGCAAGUUCAUGUCCCCAGCACACAACUUUGACUGGCUUCCAUUCUGAUGUUCCCACACCCAUUUGCUACUUUUUGGGUUCUUCUCUCUUCCACCCUUCUCCUCCCCUUUUCUUCUUUUCCAACCCCCUAACAUUACAUAAGAGAGAAAAAAGGAUAGAGAGGAAGGGAAAGUGCUCCCUGAAUAAAUUCAAGGGUGGGAAAGGGGUCAAUGUUAUCAUUAGACUACUUGCUGCUGAUUAGAGACAUCGAGUUCCUUGGGCCAAGUUUGAGCUUUGCCAUCAGGGUAUCUAAUUUCUUCUUGUUGUUGUUUUUUCUUUGUGCACAACUACUUAAACUUCUACCAAAACAACCAACAACCCACCCCACCCACUAGGACCCUAGCAUUUAUAUAUUCUCUGAAAAGUCCCCAGAAUUACAAAUGUCACACACUCGGCAGGAACUACUAUCGGCAGCUGGUAAAAUCACGCCUCUGCUAGAGCAGGAGGCAAAUCAUAGUCAGCUGCUGUGAAGCAGCCCCACAUCCCACACCUGGGAUUAAAGUGAAAACAUUCCCAUAA
Molecule: messenger RNA, 2242 nt
Organism: Meriones unguiculatus (Mongolian gerbil)
Lineage: Eukaryota; Metazoa; Chordata; Mammalia; Rodentia; Muridae
Gene: Haus8
Product: HAUS augmin like complex subunit 8
Exons: 11
Coding region: 263-1351 (362 amino acids)
Source: RefSeq, a predicted model, not a curated record